This is a messenger RNA of Eremomyces bilateralis CBS 781.70, 474 nucleotides long. RefSeq lists its product as uncharacterized. The record is from RefSeq and is a predicted model, not a curated record. Bases 90 to 389 code for a protein of 99 amino acids. Lineage: Eukaryota; Fungi; Ascomycota; Dothideomycetes; Eremomycetales; Eremomycetaceae. The transcript has a single exon.
UGAUCCAGCGUCGCAUCAGGAUCUACGGCAAGCUUCAACGCUCGUAUCGUGACUUAGUCCAGAGGGGUAGCUCUAUUCGGUUUGGUCAAAUGCCAUUCCGGACGUUUCGGUCCAUUGCUGUUCAGUCUUUCUUUCGAGCGCUAAGUGUAAAUCUCCUCCGGAGCUUGUUCUUUGUUGGCGACAUGGGCGCCUGGGCCUCUACGGGACUUCCCGGAGUCGAGGAUGAGCUGGCGGUGCUGCUGCCGCUUCGAGAGCUUGAGCGUUGGAUGGUUUCGUUAAGGAUGUCGUCCAGGCUAACAUUGCGGUCAGAGAAUAUGGGCGCGACUGACGUGUCGAUAUGUUCGGUGAACUUCGAUGAAGCCAUGGCGACUAUGUUUGGAGGUUUCUAGCGGGUUGGAGGGAGUGAGAACUUGUUGGUAGGCGAAAAAUUGUGACUGUGACGAGGGUUUGUAUCAAGGAUGAUGUCUGAUAUCU